UUAUGGAACAUCAAGAGGCGUCACCUCCUUUCAGUAUAGCACAGGAGUCGGUGGGAGGAAGACGUGUUGGGGGUUGCUGCUCAGGUGUGUCAGUGAGAUUAAGGUGCCCCGGGAGGAGGCGUCGCAGCAGAGGUGUGGGCGGUGUAGCUGGAAGGCGGCUGCAUCAUGACUGGCUGGCGAGGGAGGUGGUGGUGGUGGAGGCAGGCUGCGGUGGGAACUGCGGUGCUGCUGCUGCUGCUGCUGCUGCCCGGGUCUCUCACCGAGCAUCCUCCGGACGAGGAAGGAGAAUGGAGCCGUGGGUUGUCAGGAGCUGUGGUGGAGGUGUCUCUUAAGAGUGAUCACGCCCACUUCGAUGCCCACGGUCACGCCCACACCAGGGUAGAUGCUGACACCAGUGUUCUGAAGGUCACCAUGGCGAGGAGGAUCUACAAGUUCACCCUUACACCCUCCUCCUGGCUGGUCUCCCCGGGCGCCACUAUCAGCCGCGUCGGGAACCAGAGCGGGAGCGAGCAGCACUCCCGCCUCGAGCACCGCCCCUGCCUGUACCAAGCCCUCGCCGACCCGCUCAAACUGGGGGCCCCGAGUGGCACGGUCUCCAUCUGCCACAAGGACGGGCCGCGGGUGCUCCUGAUGAUACAAAAAGAGCUGGCUGAAUUAGUGCCCCGUCCCAAGGUGCCGCAGCCCUCCCCACUGUUUCCCCCCGGCUCCCCCAACGCUCACAAGAGGGGAGAGGGCGGCUAUACCCAUGUGGUGAAGCGACAUCCUCUCCCAGGGGUGAUGGAUCAAGAUUGCCGCAGCUAUGACACCUGUGGACGCUCGCCCUUCCCCGUGCCUGAGGAGGAGCCGGAGAUUACCCAGGUGAUGAUCGAUCCCACCGAUAUAGACUACGUGAAGAGGACAGGAGGCAAAGGUGGGGCUGGUGGUGGUGGUGGUGGUGGUGGUGCUGGUGGUGGUGGUGGUAGUGGUAACGCCGUGGUAGCUGAGGAUACUUCGCCUCUCACCGUCGAACUCGGCAUCUACCUUGAUCAGGCGCUUCUAGACACCUUCGCCGACUUCAAGACCCCAGAGCAGGAACUUGUUGAUCUCGUCCUGGGCCUCAUCAACAACGUGCAAGCUCUGUACAGUCACCCGUCGCUCGGCAGACAGGUGGACUUCACCAUCACCCACAUGAAGCUCCUGGCCCAGCAACCCGCGGACCUUCCCACCCACAGCGGCAACCGAGUCAACCUUCUGGAGUCCUUCUGCGCCUACAACAAGAAGAACAAUGAUCCUGACGAUGCGAGUCCAAACCACUGGGAUAUUGGCGUGUAUCUCUCCGGGUUGAACUUUAUCGUGAAAAAGGCUGACGGAACUGACGACGGGGUGACGAUGGGUCUGGCUUACACGAAUGGGGUGUGCUUGCCCGGGCUGUCCUGUGUCAUCAACGAGCUGGGGACCGUCAACUACCGCGGCCACCCCUACCCCUCCUCAGGCGCCCUCAGCUCCUACGUCCUCGCCCACGAAUUUGGUCACAGCCUUGGUCUGCGGCAUGACGGCGUGAGCAACUCCUGCAACGCGACUGGCUACAUCAUGGCGGCGGGGCGUGGCCUGAAGGGCGCCACCACCUGGUCCACGUGCGCCAAGGAGAAGAUCCGCCAGCAGAAGAACGCCUGCCUGAAGGAGGGCGGGGCGGCUGCAGGCGGGGCGGCGAGCCAAUGGAACCACGGGAAGUACUUGGGUCUUCCGGGGCAGAGGUGGGACGCCACGGCACAGUGCAGACUCUUCCUGAAGGACAAUGAUGCGGGAAUGCCUGACCCCAUGACGAUCUCAAAUGUUUGCAGCAGCGUCACCUGCGUCUCGCCACACCGCAUCUCCACGUACCUGGCGGGCCCUGCGCUGGAAGGGACCUACUGUGGCGGAGAGAAGUGGUGCCGCGAGGGAAGGUGCGUGCCGUGGGGGACUGAUGGACCCGGGGAGGUGGUGGCGGGCGGCUGGGGGCCCUGGCAGCACGGGGAGUGUCUUUCAGGCUGCGUGGAAGGAGGCACAGGGUACAAGGUGUCGCGGAGGAAGUGUGACUCCCCAGCUCCGGUUAACUCCGUCGCCGGCUGCCUGGGCACGGAGACUAAGCGUUCCCUCUGCGACGACGCCAAGGUGUGUGGCGUGGCAGCAAGGAAGACCGUGAACCAGCUAGCCAGUGAGAUGUGCAAGGUGGUGUCUCGCUACAAGCCCACCAUAGAGGGAGUGGGCCGCCAACUCUCGUACAGUGCAGACACACCGUGGCAGGCCUGCGCGCUCUACUGCCAAAAGAAAAACAGCACAAGUUUCUGGACGCCUCGCUAUGAAUUCAAGGACAUGCCCCACAUCGCCACUCACCUCCCGGACGGCACCCCCUGUCACCUGGGCAAGGAAUACGUGUGCCAGAACCGCGCCUGUAUGCCCAAGACACCUAUGGGGAGGAGUGUGCUUCUGAUUCCAGAGGACAAACUCUUGGAGCCUGACAUGUCCUCUGAUUACGAGCCUAUAGAUGUGGACAACCUCUUUGAGUAGUCUACACGAGUUGUCCCUCAUGGUGCCUGCUGCCCUCCGUUUUCUUUGGUUUUCCUUUGGUUCUCGCUCCUUUAUAAACACUGCUCUCAAUGAGUGCCAUAAGGGAUCAGUGCUCUCUUAUUGUUGUUAUUAUUAUUAUUUAUUGGGUUUUCUUGUGGUUUAGUUUAAACAUUCAGUCUUCGUUGUUUUUAAGUAUUCGUUACUCUGUUGUGUUUCUUAUAUAUUUUUUUUAUAGCUUUACCUAAUGUUCCUGCAGUGAAUGUUUAAACAGCUUAUGUUUCGUGAAUUACAUAUUUCUGGAACCCACCACUUUCUAAGCUUUGUAAAAUACUAAUAGAGAAAGAAGGGCUGAGCUACAAGUCUGUAACAACACCCGCGGCCAUCUCUUUCUGCUCUAUAUUCAAAUAUUAUUGUCAUUCACUCAAAAUAUAAAUCUUAUUUAAUUUCA
Messenger RNA from Scylla paramamosain (green mud crab), 2974 nucleotides. RefSeq names its product A disintegrin and metalloproteinase with thrombospondin motifs adt-1-like. NCBI's taxonomy places the organism in Eukaryota, Metazoa, Arthropoda, Malacostraca, Decapoda, Portunidae. The record is from RefSeq and is a predicted model, not a curated record. Gene Ontology annotation, biological process: proteolysis; extracellular matrix organization. Gene Ontology annotation, cellular component: extracellular matrix. Gene Ontology annotation, molecular function: metalloendopeptidase activity.